This is a messenger RNA of Gastrolobium bilobum, 634 nucleotides long. RefSeq names its product glutaredoxin. Gene Ontology annotation, molecular function: glutathione disulfide oxidoreductase activity. Lineage: Eukaryota; Viridiplantae; Streptophyta; Magnoliopsida; Fabales; Fabaceae. Gene Ontology annotation, biological process: cellular response to oxidative stress. The transcript is spliced from 4 exons. Gene Ontology annotation, cellular component: cytoplasm. The record is from RefSeq and is a predicted model, not a curated record. Bases 80 to 406 code for a protein of 108 amino acids.
UAUAUAUAGCCGGAACGGCGUGAAACAUUCUGUGUCUUAAGCUUUUGGUUUUAAAAAAUAAAGAGAGAAAGAUAAGAAGAUGGCGCUUUCUAAAGCCAAGGAGAUCGCAUCUUCCAAUUCGGUUGUGGUUUUCAGCAAAUCGUAUUGCCCUUUCUGUGUCCAAGUGAAGCAGCUCUUCGGCAAAUUGGGUGUCACUUACAAGGCCAUUGAGCUCGACUCUGAAUCUGAUGGAAGUGAGAUCCAAGCAGCAUUAGCUGAGUGGACUGGUCAGAGGACUGUGCCAAAUGUGUUUAUUGGUGGAAACCACAUUGGUGGCUGUGACUCAACAACUGCCUUGCACAAUCAGGGGAAGCUGAUACCUCUGCUGACAUCUGCUGGAGCUGUUGUUGCCGAAUCAUCUGCUUGAAGGAGCUCAAUUUCUGUUUAUGUAGAGUUAACUUGCUUAAUAAAAAUCAGUCUUCAUGUAUUUGGGUUGGAUGUAAUUCAAUUCAGCACUAAGAAACUCGUGUUUGUUCCUGUGUGAUUCUCUUUAAACUAGAAAGCUGUCAAGUAAGUCUAUUGCUGAAUGAUAUUUUAGUUGUUGAAAACAGAUACACUGUCAUAAGUGCUAUUUAAAUUAUUUUCUCGUUCGGCU